UUGAAUCGGCCUUUCUACACAUAAAUAGUUUGCAUCUCGAGGGACUUCAAGAUUAUUUUGGCCGGAACGUUCCGAUUGUGGACUAACUUGUGACAGUGAUUCGAACAUUCAUGACGCAGGUUUGCUAGUAAUCUUUCAAAACAAAACAGCAUGGCUCUUAAAAGCACUCUACUAGUGUGCUUGAUCAUCUGCUGCCAAAUUAGCCACGUUACGGCCGUGUCAGAAUGUUCGAGCGCUAUAGUCGCUUCAGUGUUCGGUACAAUCGCUGUGAUUCUUCUUAUCGCUGGUCUUGCAGCGCUGGUUUGGUAUUGUCGCCAAAAAAGAUCAGGAAAACUCUCGUCAAAGUCUUCAGUGGAAAGCGCCAGUGAACCAGAAAUUUCUCUCGGUACAAAAGCCAAAGGUGGUCAGGUUGGUUUAAAUGGCCAUGGAACUCCGGUCACUUUUUCACAUCACUACAAAGAAGAAGCGCCAUCUGCUGCCUACAACACCAAGGGAGUUGUUAAUCCAGCAUUUGGCGGGCAGCGAGAAGUGCUCAUUGACAUGCCAUCUAAAGAAGAUGGCGAAGUCAAAAUUGACAUGGAUGGAGAUAGUAGAUUCGAACUUCCUUCGUCCAAGGAAAGGGAGGUAAAGAUUGAUAUGGGUGAAGGUCCACAGAAAGAGAUUCCUACUACUAAGGGGGACAUAAAUCUUGACAUGGAUAUCGAUCUUGGUAUGAAUGUGUCCAAUGAAGGCAGCCCCAAAAUGUCAUCGAGAGAUGCAGAGCUCCCGGACGUAGAAUUCCAUCACAACAAACCGUCAGGAAUAGGUUUUCCGGGUGGGGAUGUUCCUGGUGCAGACACCGAUUUCGUCUUUGAGGGCUCAUCCACACCAACUUUUGACGUGUACGGACCAAAGAAUAUGGAAACCAUCGACGUUGAUCUUGACCGACCUGAGAGUGGUGGCUUUGGACUGUUGAUUGCGAGGGAUAAGACUUUGCCGCCUCCUGCUUUAUUCGUAAGAGAAGUAACACCUGGUGGUGUUGCUGCGAGAACAGGUCUCGUGGAUAAAGGUGAUAAGAUCGUUGGUAUUAAUGGAACUCCGAUUGAGGGUCUGGCUCAUGACAAAGCAAUGCGCCUUCUUCGCAAUGAUGACAAUCCAAGGAUAAAACUGACACUGUUGAAAAACCCUUUGCAAGAACGAAAUGGCUCACUGAAUUUACCCGAGAGAUCACUGGAUCUAUCUAAGACGAUUGAUGAAUCCUGUACAGUUGACGUGGAACCAGGACUAGAGGCUGGGAUUCCAUCUCUUGAUGUCGAAGGAUUGCAAGGGAGUGCAGAUCUAAGAGAGACGGAGACCUCAUUAAAUAUAUCAGAAUUCGAUGGUGAUGGCCCACAAGUGCGUAUUGCUGGGCCAAAUAUGAAACCACACAGUCUUCAAGGUUCAUCUUCAAAUCUGAAAUUGCCAUCACCUAAGACUAAGCGUGCUAAAUGUUUCUCCUGUCUAUCCAAAGGAGAUAGAGGGGAGCCCUACACCAAAGAAAAUACAAGUGAUAGAUUGGAUUGGGACAGACCGAGUGCUGAUCGUUCAUCGCAAGGUAGACUAAAAGCACAACUAUCCGGGCCAAAUGUUGAUGCUUCAGCUGGGAAGUUCAAGGGUUCAAAGACAAACGUUGACGUUUCUCCCGCCGGUGAGUUGCCUUCCUCAAAGAAGAAGCGGGGUAAUUGUUUCUCGUGUGCAGGAGACGGGGAUAAAAGCGACCCAUAUAAAACGACUAGGGGAAAUGUUGGUAUCAACCUGAGUAGCCCCGAUGGAUCAACAGAGAUGGUGAAACCCAGGAGUAUGGACAUAGCUGCUAUCGAAGGACCAAACAAAGGAAUCUCAACAGGACCGCCAGAAAUUUCCCUCCACGUAAAAGAUCCAACUAUAAAUACCCCCGAUGUAUCUAUUCCAUCAGGAACCUCUGAUAUCGGCAUUUCUGGAGCAGGAGACAUUUUUUCAAAACGACCAAAAGUUGAAAUGGAAGCCAAUUCCCCAGACAUUGAUGGACCAAAAGGAAAACUCGACACAGACAUUUCAGUCCCAGAUGCAGAUAUAUCACAUGGUGAUUUAAGAGGCCCUAGAGCACAAAUUGAUGCACCUUCUGGAAAGUUAAAUUUGCCUUCUUCAAAGAAAAAGCGCGGUAACUGUUUGUCGUGUGCAGGAGAUGCAGAUAAAGACGACCCUUACAGAAAAACUCAAGAACGUGUCGACUAUAACCUCCGCUACCCUGAUGGAUCACUAGAGAUAGAGAAACCUGGGAAAUUGGACAUAAGUGCCUCUUCACCAGAUUUUCAAAGACGUGAGGAAACGAAAGACUUGAGCUUCAAUUCAACCGAACCGAACUUUGAUGUGCUGGGCCCAAACAAAGGAGUUUCAACGGAAAUGCCAGAAAUUUCACUUCAUGCAAACGAUCCAAGCGUAGGUACCCCCGAUGUAUCUUUUCCAUCAGGAGAUAUCGAUAUCAGCCAUUCUGGAGCAGGAGACAUUUCUUCAAAACGACCAAAAGUUGGAAUAGAAGCCAAUUCCCCAGACAUCGAUGGUCCGAAAGGAAGAUUCGAUAGAGACAUUUCAGCCCCAGAUGCAGAUAUACCACAUGGCAAGCUAAGAGGGCCUGGAGCACAAGUUAACGCACCCUCCGGACAGUUGAAUUUUCCUUCUAUAAAGAAAAAGCGCGGUACUUGUCUGUCAUGUGCAGGAGAUGGCGACAAAGACGACCCCUACAGAAAGACUCAAGGAAAUGUUGGCUAUGACUUCAGCGGCCCCGAUGGAUCAAUGGAGAUGGAAAAUCGUAGCAAAGUGGACAUAAAAGCUCCCGGGGCUGGUUUUCAAGGCCGUGCACAAACAAAUGACACGAGCCUUGAAAUAACUAAACCAGACUUUGAUAUCGAAGGACCAAACAGGGGAAUCUCAACAGGACCACCAGAAAUUUCCCUCCACACAAAAGAUCCAAGUAUAAAUAACCCAGAUGCAUCUUUUCCAUCAGGAAGCACCAAUAUCAGCCUUUCUGGAGCAAGAGACAUUUCUUCUAAACGACCUGAAGUUGAAAUAGAGGAAAAUUCCCCAGACAUCGAUGGACCCAAAGGAAGAUUCAAUACAGAAAUUUUAGCCCCAGGUGUUGAUGUAUCACAGGAUAAACUGAGGGACCCUACAGCUGCAGUUAACGCACCCUCCGGACAGUUCAAUGUCCCUUCUACAAAGAAAAGGGGCGUUAAUUGUUUGUGAUGUGCGGGAGAUGGGGAUAAAGACGACCCA
This is a messenger RNA of Stylophora pistillata, 3270 nucleotides long. RefSeq lists its product as uncharacterized. NCBI's taxonomy places the organism in Eukaryota, Metazoa, Cnidaria, Anthozoa, Scleractinia, Pocilloporidae. Gene Ontology annotation, biological process: regulation of RNA splicing. Gene Ontology annotation, cellular component: cytoplasm; nucleus. Gene Ontology annotation, molecular function: protein binding. The record is from RefSeq and is a predicted model, not a curated record.